AUGGACAACACACCCAGAAAGAUGGCGGGCAAGCUGCUCAGUGGGGUAUGCAGACUGAGCACCAUAGCGGAGCAAGAACCCGACAAGCCGGACCCCAAUCCCAGCUCCCAUGAUGCCCCGGGGGCCGGCGAAUGGGCCGGAUCCGGCUUCUCCGUGUGUCCGGACAAGUUCAAGAGCAGCAGCAGCAGCAGCGGCGGCUUUUCCUCCGAGGAGUCGCACCAGCCUGCGAGCGGAGAUGAAUGCGCGGCGCUCCUUCUCGCCUGUCUGCAUUGUCGUUUCCGCGAGUUCAGGGUCCUCCUCUCGGACACGUGCGAGAGGGCCGUGAGUUGCUGUUUCCCCUCCUACAAAUACAUCAUGGCGUCCAGUGACCAGGGAAUGGACUGCUGCAAUUACAAGCUGGAGCUGGACUGCAACUGCUGCGGCUCGUGUCAGGACGUGGGAGAACUCAUCGAGCUGGCCAUGGAGAUCUCAGAGGUGUGCUACCGCUGA
Molecule: messenger RNA, 489 nt
Organism: Pseudoliparis swirei
Lineage: Eukaryota; Metazoa; Chordata; Actinopteri; Perciformes; Liparidae
Product: myoD family inhibitor domain-containing protein 2-like
Exons: 2
Coding region: 1-489 (162 amino acids)
Source: RefSeq, a predicted model, not a curated record